CUGAGCUGAACUCUUCACCGCUGUCUCUGCUCCUCCAAAUCCAAAUGAGUAAUAACGGCUCAAAAACCAGGCUUAUGUCAUGCUGAUUACAGGAGGAAUGAUUAGGAAUCGUUUGGAGUGGGGUGGAACUCUGAUCAUAGAUCAUGACUUUCAAGCACCUGAGUGUAAAGACACAUGAGGAAGACUGUUCUCCAUUGCUGACUGAAGCCAAGUGUUCCAAAUGUCCCAACACUAAACACAGGAGGACAGAUCCACCAGAAUUCUUACUCAGCAAACGACAAAAUAUUGCCCUGAGUAUUGCUCUUCUUCUGAGCUGUUACUCAGUAAUUCUUGUUCCAGCUUAUUUGCCUACAAAACAACCCACUUUGACUGAAAGCUCCACAGAGGAGUUCAAGGCUGUAGUUAACAGUUCAGCAGUGUUGCUGUCAAAUCCAUGUAAAAGUGGCUGGACCAAGGUACAGCUACAGAAAGUGCAGAGGUUCCAAAACCUGCUUCAGAUUCCUGUAUUCCUGCAUAAUGGAACAGGCUUUUGGGAUAUGCCACCUCCACUCGGUCUACAGGGCACUAAGGAGACUUUGGUACAGACACUUAGAAUUCUGCCCAACUAUGGGCUGCCUUCUGGCUCAGAUAAGUGUAGAAGAUGCAUAGUGGUUGGGAGUGGUGGAAUCUUACGUGGCAAACAUCUUGGAGCCCAUAUUGAUAAAUAUGACAUUAUCAUCAGAUUAAACAAUGCACCAAUAUUUGGAUUUGAAAAAGAUGCAGGCUCAAGAACCACCAUCCGAUUGAUAUACCCUGAAGGAGCCCCUAUUUCCAAACAAGAAUACCAAAACACAGAUAUAAUAGCAUUAGUUGCAUUCAAGAGGCUGGAUUUAGAAUGGCUUUCCUCUGUCGUGACCAGAAAACCUUUGAGCUGGUGGUCUAAACUGUGGUUCUGGAGGGAUGUGAUUAAUGAGAUUCCACUGGAGCCAGGAAACUUUCGCAUCCUGAACCCUGAAAUACUCAAAAGGAUAUGGAAUGUGCUGCUAACGUACACAGAACUACAAAGAAAGAUUGUGCCUACCCUGGGCAUCGGUGGUGUGGUGUUAGCACUGCAGCUGUGUGAUGAAGUGAGUCUGGCAGGUUUUGGUUAUGACCUGAAACAUCCUGGAGCAUGGCUGCACUACUACGAGACUCUGCGCAUGGACCACAUGAUGGUACAAGUUGUGCAUGAUGUCAGCGCCGAGGGCAGCUUCCUUCGAGACCUGAUUAAAGCCGGGGUUGUGCAUGACCUCACAGGGGCACUGUGAUUAUCUAACAGCGUUUGCACGUUGAACAUGACACUGCUUCUUCAUCCUCGUGGGGCUAUUAUUAGACAUUCCAGGGACAGAAAGAACAAGCAAUGGCUUGUUUCAGUGGUAAGAUGUAAAGCAAUGUGAGGUACAAAAAGAAAAACAGUAUGAUCAAAAGAGGUGCCGAAGAGUCCUCUAGCAUCAAUGAGUCUUGACACUGUGAUGUGAAUUUGUAUGUACACAUAUUUAUUAUAAAUUUUAAUAAUUUAGCAAAACAUAAGAGCAGGCAGCACAAUGACACAAACAUACAGAAGGUGAACUGGCUACUCUAAAUUGUGUGCAAUAAUGGCUUAGCACCUUAUUUAGAGACCCUUACUUGUGUCUAGUACUUUUGGGUGGCAUUAGAAUCACCCAGCCUGUGAAUGAAAUAAUAAAUAAACUAAUUAAUGAUUAUUUUAUUUAUUUGGUCCCACCACCAGACAUCUUCUGGGUGGUUAUAUUAAUGAUUCUGACACAAAAUGAUGAAACAAAAUAAAUACAUUGAAAUGACACCUAGAAAAUAUCUGUAUUUUUAUUAGAAUUUUCAGUUCUUACUUUGAAUUUAUGAAUUAUUAUUAACCAUGACUGUUGCAUGGAUGCAAUAAAUUAUUGCUCAUUAAAA
Molecule: messenger RNA, 1929 nt
Organism: Trichomycterus rosablanca
Lineage: Eukaryota; Metazoa; Chordata; Actinopteri; Siluriformes; Trichomycteridae
Gene: st3gal7
Product: ST3 beta-galactoside alpha-2,3-sialyltransferase 7
Exons: 7
Coding region: 144-1286 (380 amino acids)
Molecular function (GO): lactosylceramide alpha-2,3-sialyltransferase activity
Source: RefSeq, a predicted model, not a curated record